Messenger RNA from Cataglyphis hispanica, 765 nucleotides. RefSeq lists its product as uncharacterized. Gene Ontology annotation, cellular component: extracellular region. The transcript has a single exon. Gene Ontology annotation, molecular function: chitin binding. Lineage: Eukaryota; Metazoa; Arthropoda; Insecta; Hymenoptera; Formicidae. The record is from RefSeq and is a predicted model, not a curated record. Bases 31 to 525 code for a protein of 164 amino acids.
CGCAUCGAAUCAGCACAACAUAACGCAAUAAUGAAACGUGGGAAAAUCGUUGUUUCGUUGUGUCUUCUAUGCUUCAGCCUGAUCAAAAUCGCCGCAACUCAAAAUAUGACGAUAUCUACCUGCACCGAGGUAGGAUUCUUCGAGAUCGACGACGGAACAUGUAAAAAUUAUUACAUGUGCAUAGACAACGGCGUGACUUUGACGAAGGUGAUACUGUCGUGUGCCAGCUCUGCUAUAUUCGAUCCCAUCCUGGGCAGAUGCGUGCCCGCAAAUACGACUACGUGCCAGCAAACGCCACGCUGCUUACGAUACGGCAGAUUUCCGAUGGAGGAUCCGUAUUGUAAGAUGUAUUUUCUAUGUUAUUGGAACGGCACCGGUUAUAUCAUGAUGAGUAACCUUACCUGCCCGAACACCCUGGUGUUUGAACCCACGUCGGAGAAGUGCGUAUCACCACAGAGAUACAUAUGUCCAACACAAGUAUAUCAAUCAAAUUCCACAAAAGAGUCAAGUAUCUAUAUCGCAUAGAUAUAAUUAUAAUCUAUAUAGGAAAUAUUAUAUUGUAUGAAAAUUGAUACCGAUGUAUAUUAUUAUGUAACAAUAUUAGUAAUUGAUUAAUUAAAUAAUUUAUUAAAAUGUAGAAAUUGAGUGUAAUUGAUUAAUUAAAUAAUUUAAAAUGUAGAAAUAAAUAAUUCUUGUGAAAUAAUUCUUCUGUUAAUUGUAAUAUAUAUUUAGUGAAUAUAUUAUAAUAAAUAUAUGUUUAGUGAA